ACCUGGUAACAGAUGAUGAUGCGUGAUGUCAUCAAGCUCUCUGGUCUUUAGAGCAGCUCUCAGUGAGACUGGGUCAGUGUUUAGAGUCAAGAGAACAGAGCAACAUGGCUUCAUCCUUUCUCAGCUUCUCCCUCCUCUUCAUCAGCCUCUACACAGCAGAUGGAUUCAUGGAAGCCAGAGUGGGCCGUUGUGACUUUAACUCGUCUGAUCUGAAAGACAUCGAGUUCAUCGACUCUUACUAUUACAACAAGGUGGAGUACACCAGGUUCAGCAGCAGUGUGGGGAAGUUUGUUGGAUUCACAGAGUACGGUGUGAAGAACGCAGAGUACUGGAACAGUGAUCCUUCAUUUCUGGCUGCGAUGAAGGCUCAGAAGGAGACGUACUGCCUACACAACAUUGGGAUUGACUACCAGGCUGUUCUGGAUAAAUCUGCUGAGCCCUCCGUAGUGCUGAGUUCUGUGACUCCUUCUGGUGGUAAACAUCCGUCCAUGUUGGUCUGCAGCGUCUUCAACUUCUACCCCAAACUGAUCAGAGUCCGGUGGCUCAGAGACGGACAGGAAGUCACCUCUGAUGUCACUUCCACUGAUGAGCUGGCUGACGGUGAUUGGUACUACCAGAUCCACUCUCACCUGGAGUACACGCCCAGGUCUGGAGAGAAGAUCUCCUGUGUGGUGGAGCACGCCAGCCUGAAAGCACCUCUGGUUACUGACUGGGACCCGUCCAUGCCUGACUCUGAGAGGAACAAGUUCGCCAUCGGAGCCUCUGGACUGAUCCUGGGUCUGACCUUAUCUCUGGCUGGUUUCAUCUACUACAAGAGGAAGGCCCGAGGAAGGAUUCUGGUUCCCAGUAACUGAACCUGGACCUGGUCCUGUAGCUGCUGCAGCUGCUGCUUCAACCUGCUUCAUGUGUUUGCAGCUCAGCAGACCGUCAGUGCUGCCCCCUGCUGGGACCGGCUGAACACCUGAUUCUCUGAUGAUCUUUACUCGAUACCGGGCCGGUCUGAACCCUGAUCCGGGGACCGUGCUGUUUACUCUGACGGUCCUGGAUCAGGUUUAGUCUGGACUCUGCGUAUCCCAGCUGAACUCUGCUUCAUCUACAUGUCAUAUGAUGCUGCUUUACUGUGUGAAUCAAUAUGAACUCUGUUUUCAAAUCAAUACAAUCCACUUAUUUAAAUGAUUCGGGGCUCGUAGGUUGUGUGAUUGUUAUUCUGUGUUCACGCUAAGAGAGAAGUGAACGUUCACCUCGCUUUACUCGCACUAGUCCGACCGCCGGCAUCGUCUGCGUUGGUCUCUGUAGACGGAGCUCGUCCUCCAUGGAUACCGACAACACGUCCUCCAUCAGCCACGGAAGAAAUAACCUCUGUAGCUGUUCAUGUUGGUGAAGUCCCAGAUACGUCACUAAACCAAACGCCGUCGUGUCUGGGUUCAUGACGUCACCCGGCGGCGAGCUGUAUUCACAUCCAGUGACAUCACACUGACUGUAUCUAGCAGCCACACGUCUCUACUGAACGUACGAACCCAAAGUAAUAACAGAUUUAAUAUCAAUAACCAGAUCAACAUGAUGCUGAAACAACGACAUCAUGAUGCCGAUCAGUUAGAACGUCUGGAUUCAUGCUCCGUCAGGUCCGUUACCAUGACGACAAGCAGACGGCUGUUAAAACGCUUGUUUUGUGAAUGGAGUCUGGUGGGAUCAGAGCAGGCUACGCUAACAGCUGCUCCAUCAACACUCACCAUGACGUCAUCUAGAGACUAGCGGUACGUGAUGGCGUCUACUCACCUUCACGCUGUGUGUCAUCGCUGUGUGAACAGGUCGCUGGGCUCUUGGUAGUGAACGCAUCGUUAGAUUUAUAUAUUUCUACUGGAGUGAAACGUUUGAACCAAAAUAAACCCUCAGAAAACUCUCUGACACUGUGAUUCAUUGAUCAAAUAUUAAUAAACAGGAAGGAUCACAUCUCUAUGAU
Molecule: messenger RNA, 1960 nt
Organism: Sebastes umbrosus (honeycomb rockfish)
Lineage: Eukaryota; Metazoa; Chordata; Actinopteri; Perciformes; Sebastidae
Product: H-2 class II histocompatibility antigen, E-S beta chain-like
Biological process (GO): immune response; antigen processing and presentation of exogenous peptide antigen via MHC class II; peptide antigen assembly with MHC class II protein complex
Cellular component (GO): membrane; MHC class II protein complex
Molecular function (GO): MHC class II protein complex binding
Source: RefSeq, a predicted model, not a curated record